CUGGACUACCUGCUGGAGAUGCUCUGGGAGUACCUGGCCCUGACCUGCAUCUACACCAAGAAGAGAGGCCAGAGGCCAGACUUCACGGACGCCAUCAUCCUGCGGAAGGGGGCCUCCGUGGAGCACGUGUGCCACCGCAUCCACCGGUCGCUCGCCAGCCAGUUCAAGUACGCCCUUGUGUGGGGCACGAGCACCAAGUACAGCCCGCAGCGCGUGGGCCUCUCCCACACCGUGGAGCACGAGGACGUCAUCCAGAUUGUGAAGAAGUAGCCGCACCUGCUGGGCCCACCCUGCUCGGCCCCAUCUCCCUGGGGAGUCAGGCCCGCUGGACGCACAAAAGCCCAGACAGCCACACCCCGGGAAGGGGCCCCUUGGGUCUCCGCUGUUUCCAGAAGCUUCUUCAGUAGGCAGAUGGUGAAAGUGUUAGGGCAGAGGGGCGAGGCUGGCGGCCCUGGGCUCCCUGGCAGCGUUUCCCAUGAGACUGGUCCUUCUUGGGGGUGUCCUGAGUUGAGCCCUGGGCCUGCGUCUUCAGGCUGCAAGGGAGUGAGUUGCCGGCCUACCUCCCAGCCAGGGCCCAGAGCCGACGGCAGGCUCAGUGCAGGGUGGGGAGUUGGGCCCGUCUGGGUCGCUGAAGGUGGUGGGGACUGUUAGGGCACAUUGUUCCCGCAGCUUCCACCAGCUUCCCUGGCCCUUGGGAAGAGCCCGCCCCCCCUGCCCGGCCUGUCCCUGCACCGCCCAAGUGGGGUCCUCAAGUGCCUCCCUCUGCCCCUCGCAGGGCGGCUCUGCCCAGCCCACACCCCCAGGAUCCUGGCCCGGCCCAACCAGGGGGGAUCACUUCUGAGUUUGGGUCUUGUAUUUUCUUUAGGCGCCCUGACCUCUCAGCUCUCCUUUCUGAAAUAAAAGAUC
Molecule: messenger RNA, 906 nt
Organism: Lepus europaeus (European hare)
Lineage: Eukaryota; Metazoa; Chordata; Mammalia; Lagomorpha; Leporidae
Product: developmentally-regulated GTP-binding protein 2-like
Exons: 4
Coding region: 19-270 (83 amino acids)
Biological process (GO): cytoplasmic translation
Cellular component (GO): cytoplasm
Molecular function (GO): GTPase activity; GTP binding
Source: RefSeq, a predicted model, not a curated record